Messenger RNA from Antechinus flavipes (yellow-footed antechinus), 5743 nucleotides. It is a transcript of the gene ATP8B1, whose product is annotated as ATPase phospholipid transporting 8B1. Gene Ontology annotation, molecular function: ATP binding; magnesium ion binding; ATPase-coupled intramembrane lipid carrier activity. The transcript is spliced from 28 exons. Gene Ontology annotation, cellular component: plasma membrane. Gene Ontology annotation, biological process: Golgi organization; phospholipid translocation. The record is from RefSeq and is a predicted model, not a curated record. Bases 265 to 4020 code for a protein of 1251 amino acids. Lineage: Eukaryota; Metazoa; Chordata; Mammalia; Dasyuromorphia; Dasyuridae.
GGAAAAGCGGCAGUAGCCGCAGUUGCCGCCGCCAAGCCGGACACACGUUCCCCGGGGCCCCGGGCCAGGAGCCGUGCGCCAUGAAGUGUUAAGGAGCCCGCUGUGGGGUGGCAGGGCCGGGGCGGGUGGGGGGAGCAGCCAGGUACGGCGGCGGAGCACGCGGGAGGAGCGGUGGCGGCAGCAGCGGCAGCGGGAAACCCGGCGGGUGCCAAAGUCGGAUCUGAGCGCUGAAUGUCAGACAGGUAGCUCCUGAUUGUCAGCAGAAUGAAUAGGGAAAGGGACUCAGAAACUACAAUUGAGGAGGACUCUCAACCCAAUGAUGAAGUGGUUCCCUAUAGUGAUGAUGAAACAGAGGAUGAACUUGAAGAGCAAGAGCCUGCAGUUGAACCAGAGCAAAACCGUGUCAACAGAGAAGCAGAAGAAAAUCGAGAGCCAGUCAGAAAAGAAUGUACAUGGCAAGUGAAGGCAAAUGAUCGGAGCUUCCAUGAACAGCCCCAGUUUAUGAAUACAACGUUUUUUUGUUUGAAAGAAAGUAAAUAUGCGAGUAAUGCAAUAAAAACCUACAAGUACAAUGCAAUUACCUUUCUACCAAUGAACUUAUUUGAACAGUUCAAGAGGGCUGCCAAUUUCUAUUUCCUGAUCCUCCUUAUCUUACAGGCAAUUCCUGAAAUAAGUACCCUGGCAUGGUAUACAACACUUGUGCCUUUACUUUUGGUGCUGGGCAUCACUGCAAUCAAAGAUCUUGUGGAUGAUGUUGCUCGCCAUAGAAUGGAUAAAGAGAUAAACAAUAGGACAUGUGAAGUUAUCAAGGAUGGCAGGUUCAAAACCGUAAAGUGGAAAGAGGUUCAAGUUGGAGAUGUCAUUCGUCUGAAAAAAAAUGACUUUAUUCCUGCUGACAUUCUCCUCCUGUCCAGCUCAGAGCCUAACAGCCUCUGUUAUGUAGAAACUGCUGAAUUAGAUGGGGAAACAAAUUUAAAGUUCAAAAUGUCACUUGAAGUAACAGAUCGAUAUCUCCAAAAAGAGAGUGCAUUGGCAGCAUUUGAUGGUUUUGUUGAAUGUGAAGAACCAAAUAAUCGACUAGAUAAGUUUACAGGAACACUUUUCUGGAGAAAUACAAGUUACCCAUUGGAUGCAGAUAAAAUUUUGCUGCGUGGCUGUGUUAUUAGAAAUACUGAUUUUUGCCAUGGCUUGAUCAUUUUUGCAGGAGCUGACACCAAAAUCAUGAAAAAUAGUGGGAAGACCAGGUUCAAAAGGACUAAAAUUGAUUACCUAAUGAACUACAUGGUUUACACGAUCUUUGUUCUCCUUAUACUCCUUUCUGCUGGUCUAGCUAUUGGACAUGCUUACUGGGAAGCACAGGUUGGUAAUUAUUCUUGGUACCUGUAUGAUGGAGAAGACUAUACACCUUCAUAUCGUGGAUUCCUUAAUUUCUGGGGCUAUAUCAUCAUUCUGAAUACCAUGGUACCCAUCUCUCUUUAUGUCAGUGUUGAAGUCAUUCGUCUUGGACAGAGUUAUUUCAUAAACUGGGACUUACAAAUGUAUUAUCCUGAGAAGGACACUCCAGCAAAGGCUAGAACAACCACAUUAAAUGAACAGCUGGGGCAGAUUCAUUACAUUUUCUCUGAUAAGACAGGAACAUUAACACAGAAUAUCAUGACAUUUAAAAAGUGCUGCAUUAAUGGACAAAUAUAUGGGGAACACAGGGACUCAUCCCAGCAUCACCACAGCAGGAUAGAUGAAGUCGAUUUUAGUUGGAAUACAUAUGCAGAUGGAAAACUUGUAUUUUAUGACCAUUAUCUAAUUGAACAAAUCCAGUCAGGGAAAGAGUCUGAAGUUCGACAAUUCUUCUUUUUGCUUGCAAUUUGUCAUACUGUUAUGGUGGAGAGGACUAAUGAACAAAUCAACUACCAAGCAGCUUCUCCAGAUGAAGGGGCUCUAGUCUCUGCUGCCCGCAACUUUGGUUUUGUCUUCCUUGCAAGAACACAGAACACUAUCACAAUAAGUGAGAUGGGAGUGGAAAGGACAUACGAUGUUUUGGCUAUCUUAGAUUUUAACAGUGAUCGAAAAAGAAUGUCCAUAAUUGUAAGAACACCAGAAGGUCAUAUUAGACUUUAUUGUAAAGGUGCUGACACUGUUAUUUAUGAACGGCUGCAUCCAAUGAAUCCUACCAAACAGGAAACACAGGAUGCCCUAGAUAUUUUUGCAAAUGAGACUCUUAGAACAUUGUGCCUUUGCUACAAAGAAAUUAGUGAAAGUGAGUAUGCAGAAUGGAAUAAAAAAUUCAUGGCUGCCAGUGUAGCCUCUACUAAUCGAGAUGAAGCCCUGGAUAAAGUUUAUGAAGAAAUUGAAAAAGAUCUAAUUUUGUUGGGAGCUACAGCUAUUGAAGACAAACUACAAGAUGGAGUCCCAGAAACAAUUUCGAAACUUUCAAAAGCAGACAUUAAGAUCUGGGUGCUUACUGGAGACAAGAAAGAAACAGCUGAAAACAUAGGAUUUGCUUGUGAACUUUUGACAGAAGAUACUACAAUCUGCUAUGGUGAAGAUAUUAAUGCUCUUUUACACACAAGGAGAGAAAAUCAGAAGAAUAGAGCAGGGGUUUAUGCAAAAUUCGCUCCUGCUGUGAAUGAACCUUUCUUUCCAACUGGUGGACACCGGGCUUUAAUCAUCACUGGAUCCUGGUUGAAUGAAAUUCUUCUAGAAAAGAAGACAAAGAGAAGCAAAAUCCUGAAACUGAAAUUUCCCAGGACAGAAGAGGAAAGACGAAUACGUACUCAGAGUAUAAGGAGACUUGAAGCUAAUAAAGAACAACAACAGAAGAAUUUUGUGGAUUUAGCAUGUGAGUGCAGUGCAGUCAUCUGCUGCAGGGUCACCCCCAAACAGAAGGCCAUGGUGGUGGACCUUGUGAAGAAAUACAAGAAAGCCAUAACACUGGCUAUUGGAGAUGGUGCCAAUGAUGUGAAUAUGAUUAAGACUGCCCACAUUGGUGUUGGCAUAAGUGGACAAGAAGGCAUGCAGGCAGUCAUGUCUAGUGAUUACUCUUUUGCUCAGUUCAGAUAUCUGCAAAGACUGUUGUUGGUCCAUGGUCGAUGGUCCUACAUCAGGAUGUGCAAGUUUCUCAGAUACUUCUUCUACAAGAACUUUGCAUUCACUUUGGUUCACUUCUGGUAUUCUUUCUUCAAUGGGUACUCAGCACAGACUGCUUACGAAGAUUGGUUCAUCACACUGUACAAUGUGCUAUAUUCAAGCCUCCCUGUGCUGUUAGUUGGCUUAUUGGAUCAGGAUGUGAGUGACAAAUUGAGUCUUCGAUUCCCCAGCCUAUAUGUAGUAGGACAAAGAGACUUAUUGUUUAACUACAAGAAAUUCUUUAUAAGCUUGUUCCAUGGGGUCUUAACAUCAAUGAUCCUCUUUUUUAUACCACUUGGGGCUUAUCUACAAACCAUGGGGCAAGAUGGAGAAGCACCUUCAGACUACCAAUCCUUUGCUGUUACGGUAGCAUCUGCUCUAACAAUAACAGUUAAUUUUCAGAUUGGCUUGGAUACUUCCUACUGGACUUUUGUGAAUGCUUUUUCCAUUUUUGGGAGCAUUGCUCUUUACUUUGGCAUCAUGUUUGACUUUCACAGUGCAGGAAUCCAUGUUCUCUUCCCAUCUGCUUUCCAAUUCACAGGAACUGCUCCAAAUGCCCUAAGACAGCCAUAUCUUUGGUUGACCAUCAUUUUAACUGUUGCAGUGUGCUUGCUUCCCAUUAUUGCCUUACGUUUCCUGUCUAUGACAAUCUGGCCAUCAGAAAGUGAUAAGAUUCAGAAAAGUCGUAAAAAGUAUAAAGCAGAAGAGCAAUGGCAACGAAGGCAAAAUGUGUUUCGAAGGGGAGUAUCAUCUCGUCGCUCUGCUUAUGCUUUCUCCCAUCAGCGGGGAUAUGCUGACCUCAUCUCCUCAGGACGCAGCAUACGCAAAAAGCGAGCUCCAUUGGAUGCAAUAAUAGCUGAUGGAACUGCAGAAUAUAGACGAACUGUUGACAGCUGAUGUGAAUUUUUUUCAUGAAAAUAGUUCUAAUAGAAUAAUUGCACAAAGAAAAAGAUACCUAUAUAUACAUAUUAUAUAUAUUUUUAUGACCAACUCUCAGGACUUUUUUUUAAAUUGAAUUUGAUACAAGGAUAUUGAAGAUGAAUGACCUUUAUACAUGAAAAACUGCUUGGUUGGGACUAUUAAAAAUUAAGCCAAGAAUGGGUAUUUUUAAAAUUCCUUUAAUCAAACAUUUAUACUUGUGAAACUAAAACUUGUGCAAAAAUACUUGUUACUCAAAAGGUUUGUUUUUUUAAAUCUUAAACUCAUUGUUAUAUGACAUUUGAAACAGCAAGAAAAAAUUGUUAAUACUUAAGAUAUGUAAAAAAUGAAAACUAAUGUCUCCUGUCAGAAUUAUUCAACAUAAAUAACCAAGAUGUGCAUUUAGCCCUCUAUGUCACUAUAUUAAUAUGAAUUUUCUCUCAAGUAGAUACCAGCAAAAGAGUAUAAUUUAAAAUUCCUUAUCUUGGAGCUGAGAGUUCCAAAAGCUUCUGCAGAGUCAUAAAUGGGCUGCAUGGUUUUAUGCUCUCUUGCUUUUAGGAUAUUUGGUUUAACAAAUUAGUGCAAUCAAAAAAAGCACAUUGAAUUUGGCAUUACUUGUCCUUUGUUUCUUUUUAGUGGAAAUCCAAUAUAGAACAUUAAAACAAUUUUUCAUCUUCUCCAAGUAUGUUGUUUUGGAAAGCUCCUCAAGACCUACUGUAAGAACCUUCUCUUCUUAAAAGAAAAUCUACAUUUUUUGUUUGUAAUACAACUGUAUAAAUGUGGAAAAUAGUGAUAAAUCACCAAGUAUUUUGCAGAGCUUUCUUUUGAGAAGCAAACUUUUGUGCCUAUCUAUAUAUAUAUAAAGUAUUUUUAUAAGGGAAAUGAGUAACAGAGACCUCAUUCUUCUUCACUAGGAUGUUUCUAGAGCUGCCUUAAGGAAAAGAAAAGGAUAUUAUUAAUCACAUUUUGAAGGAUGUUAGUAUGUGUUCAUUUCAAAUUAUCAUUUUAGUUUAAUUAUGGGAAGCAUCCUUUAAAGAGGUGAAAACUUUUUGUCCAAAGGAUUUCCUUAUUCUGUCAAGAACAUACACUAGUUUCUUUUGCUAGUGAAGAUAUAAACAUGUUUCACCAAUACUGCCUUCUACCAACACGCUGCUACUCAAUGUUAAAAAUGUUUGCCUGUAACAUUAAAGGAGUUUUAAAAUGUAUAUAGUUCUUCCAGGUGCGACAAGAGAAUGUAUAGUUCUUCAUUAUUGUGGAAAUAAAUUAAGAAAGUUUACAACUUUUCCUUUAUCAUGUGAAUAAAAAGGAAUGUAAAACUUGCUCUUUUUUUUUAGGCAAUUGGGGUAAGUGACUUGUCCAGGGUCACACAGCUAGGAAGUGUUAAGUGUCUGAGACCAGAUUUGAACUCAGGUCCUCCUGACUUCAGGGCUGGUGCUCUAUCCUCUGCACUACCUAGUGCCCCUACUUUUUUUUUUUUUUUAAACAAAGAUAAACUGAGUGUAUAAUUCUUUCAAUUUCAUAUUUCUUUUCUGUUUUGUGCUAAUUGAAUGUGGGAAAGAUUGACAAUGCGAAUGUGUCAAAGACAUACUGUAGGGUGCAAUAUUAAUCUUAAUAUGCAAAUUGCUUAUUUCCUUUUAUCUUGUAAAUCUGAGAUUUUAUGUGUAAAUAUUUUGUUUAAAGAGUAAUAAAUGUUUUAGUAAUA